UAUUGACAUUCGUUUUCCUCAAUUAAGAAAUUAAUACGGCAUUGUUCCAAACGAAAUAUUUUGCUUUCUAAAAAUUCAAUUAAUAUUGCAAAUAUGAGUGGCAGAUUAACAACAAAAACUGGCGAAAUUGUCGCUUAUAGUGAGGCGGCUAUACGCGGUAAUAUUUCGGCUGUAGAAUAUUGCCGUACUUCCAUGGCUGCACUAUCCGGUUGUGCUGCAGGUAUUUUGGGACUGAAUGGAUUGCUUGGAUUUUUGUUUUACUUCCUAUCAGUAUUCGUUUUGUGGCUGUUGGUUUUGGCAAAAUCCGGCACACAGUGGCGCAAAUUUUUCAUCAAUCGCCAAAGUUUGCUGACUAACAACUUCAUGGGCGGCUUAUGUACAUACGUGCUUUUUUGGACAUUCCUCUACGGCAUGGUUCAUGUUUAUUAAAAUAGGUUUUAUGGUGUAGAUGCGUAUCACUUUUAUAUUGAACUAAGAAACUAUAUAGGACAUUUAAUAUUCAAAAAUACAACUAUGUGUGUGUAUACCGAGA
Bactrocera dorsalis (oriental fruit fly) is the source of this 532-nucleotide messenger RNA. It is a transcript of the gene EMC6, whose product is annotated as ER membrane protein complex subunit 6. Gene Ontology annotation, biological process: protein folding in endoplasmic reticulum; autophagosome assembly. Bases 94 to 429 code for a protein of 111 amino acids. The record is from RefSeq and is a predicted model, not a curated record. The transcript has 2 exons. Gene Ontology annotation, cellular component: EMC complex; endoplasmic reticulum; membrane. NCBI's taxonomy places the organism in Eukaryota, Metazoa, Arthropoda, Insecta, Diptera, Tephritidae.